GAUCACGUGCCAGCAGCGCGUUCUCAGCCGUAAAUCUCCCUAAAAAAACCUGACUCGUACAAUAUGGCUUCAAAGCACAACGGCAAUCAACGAAUGUCAAUAAAAGUAAAUAAUAGAAAAAAGUGUGAAAGUAGCAAACAGAAGAUUACACAUUCCUUACAAAUGAGAAAGUGUGAGCAAAAGCAAUUGAAAAAAACUGCAAAUAGGAAGAGAUAUGAGAUAUGAGCUGAAGCAGAGCUGCAACAUUUUAUUUGUAAGUGUUAAAACGACAACAAAAAAUUCUGAAGAAACAACAACAACAAACUUAGCUAUCACACUAAGACAAUGCAGACGCCAUUUUACGAGCUAUGAAAGACAUGUCAACGCGUUAAUGCAAGAGAAAUCACAACCAGCGAUGUAAGAAAAAUAAAAAUAAAAAACAAAAGAAAUAAUUAAAAAAAAACAAAAACCAGUGUUGAAAAGUGUACUAACGAGCCACGCUGCGCAAGUUUUUAAUAAUCAAAUGAAAGGGGCGACCACGCGUUUGUGUGUGUAAUAACUACUCGUAGAAAUAUCCUUUCGGUAAACAAAGCAACACACACAAACACGCAAAGACUUACAUGUAAAUAAAAACUCUGCGGCGCCAUUGACCAGCGCAUCACAGUGGCGUGCCAAGUGAAAUUCUUGUACAAAUUAAUUGCAAACCCACGCGCUUCGGCACGACGCUUCAGCGAAUUGUAUAAUUGCUUAAAACUGCAAAACCGGCGCCAACAGGUGAACGAGCGAACAAUAAGACGCCUUAGUGGUAAAGCAGUACAUUUGAAAAAGUAAUUAGCAACAAACAAAAAAAAAACAAAAAUAAUCAAAUUAAAAAACAUUUAUAAUACAUAAAUAUAUAAAAAAUAAAAAAAAAAUUCAAAAAAUUAAAAUAAUAAUAAUUUCAAAAAUAUUAAAUACAAAAUAAUAGUAAACAAAGAAAUAAAAAUAAUAAUAAUAAACAAAUUGAGAUUCCAAAUAGCAACAAAAGUAUUCCGCAACACAAGCACAAGCAUUCCACUACAACACUCGUCCUCCACACUAAACCGCAAAAAUGUCCGAGUUCCGUUUCUUUUCGCUAGCCGAUUUCCAAUAUAUCAGCAAUGAUUCGUCUCUCUUCACCUUGCCGAUUGCGCUCUCGACGAAGAGCACACCUGCCUAUGACAAUGAGAUGUCGGAUGACUUGAAUGUACCGUAUAUGGUGUUUGAGAUUUUGGUUGCCAUUUUUGCCAUUGUCGGCAAUUUCAUGGUGAUUGUUGUGUUCCAACGCGACCGUAAACUACGACGACGCACUAAUUAUUAUAUAGUUUCAUUAGCUAUGGCGGAUUUCCUCGUUGGCUCCUUGGGUGUACCGUUUGCCAUAUUGGCUUCGAUUGGUUUGCCAAAAGAUCUAUAUACUUGCCUUUUUACCGUUUCGCUGUUGGUUGUAUUGUGCACGAUUUCGAUAUUCUGCUUGGUGGCAGUGUCAGUAGAUCGUUAUUGGGCCAUACUCUAUCCGAUGGCAUAUUCGAGGAAUGUACGCACGCGGACUGCAAUUAUCAUCAUCUCGUUGUGUUGGGUUGCUGGCACUAUUGUGGGCUUCCUGCCGUUAUUUGGCUGGCAUGUAAAGCCUGAAAACGAAGCGGAUAUGACCUGUCAUUUUGUCAAAGUAAUGGACUACAACUAUUUGGUUUUCCUGUACUUUGCCACCAUAAUUACGCCAGCGCUACUAAUGUUGGCCUUCUAUACACACAUCUAUCGUGUCAUUGUCAAGCAGGUGCGGCAAAUUGUCACCAUGAAUCCGAUGAGCGACAGCAGUCGUCGCAAUUCGAACACGCAAAUGCAACCGGGACGGUCUUGUCAUGGCGGCACCAUGUUGCGUGUUUUAGGUGCUUCACGCAAACGUGAUGUCAAAGCCACACAGAAUCUCUCUAUCAUUGUAUUGUUCUUUAUGAUCUGCUGGUUUCCGCUGUACACAAUCAAUUGCAUUAAGGCAUUCUGCCCGGAUUGUCAGGUGUCUGGGAAACUGACACUAUUCUGCAUUAUACUCUCUCACCUAAAUUCGGCCGGUAAUCCGGUAUUGUAUGCAUACCAUUUGAAGGACUUUCGAUUGGCACUGAAGAAUUUGUUGCUGAAGAUAAUGGGUAUUGAGGUUGAACAGCCGGUGGAUCCAAUACAUCGCUUCUCGCUGGCAAGUCAGCACCGCUUACAUUCCAUCGAUGCUAGCAUGCGGCACUCACUGCAGCCACGUAUUUAUAUAGAUUCACCCAUUUGGUUGCGACAGCAACAGCAGACACUCAAGGGCUCGCCGCUGGUGCCCAAGUGUGGCGUAAUCACGCCCUGUUUAAACAACAUACACCAAACCGUAGCCGCUGUGGCCUCGAUGCCCACCGAUAUCGGACGUGAUAUGUGGAACAUAAUGGAGGCUUCAAGCGGUGCCGAGCUGGAAGACGUCAAUUACGAAUUUCCGCUAGAUAGAAGCUCGAAUACACCACCGACACCCGCAUCACAACAGGAGCGACGCAACUCCUCGCUCGACCACUGCAAUACACCCGACUACUCAUAUAACAAUUGCAAUUAUAACAUCAGCCCGGAUGAAUCCGAACUAGAUGAAGUCUUCCUACCGAAUAUCCACAAGAGCAGCGACAGUAAUAGCAUGGAAAGUGUGCGACCCAAUGGACAUCUGCAUAAUGCACAACGCAGCGAAAUAAUAGCGGGCGCAAUGCGCGAGAAACUGCGCUCCGAUGACACGGACUACCAGAGCCAAGUGCUGAGCAAUCAGCGCGCACUCACCGAUUCCUCGUACAGUGACUACGAUGUACAAAAGCAAAGCGCUGGUCAUACACCGCCCGCAAAAGGUAGAUUGCUGACUACGUUGCGACAUUGUCGGCUGCCACAACAGGAUCUUAGCACCUGUAAAGCAGCGCCAGUCAUUACCGCUGGCAAUAAUGGUGAAACUGUUGAGCAUAGCAGCAUUGGCUUGUAUUCGCGUUCCGCAUCUAGUCAGUCGGGACUCAGCAAUUCUGAAGUUUAUGUUAUUGAAAAUGACACGAACCCCUUGUCGCCGCGUCGAAAACGUAAAUUUAAAAAAUCGCAACGUCCAACCAAAAACUCUAAUAAGACGGCUGUAGUGAUGAGAAAUACAAAUAGCCGGCAAACGAUUUCCUGCACCAGUGACUCACCGACCACCACGCCCACCAAAGAGCUGGCGAAUGGUGCCAGACCAACCGACGCAACGCAGUCAACUCUACAAACUAACAGCGCCGGCGCUAGUAAUGGCAACAUUACACAGCAACAAGCGCUGCAUACCGACGCUAGUCAGCCACCGUUGAACAACAACAAUAACAGCAAUAACAAUAACAAUAGAAAUAAGAAUAACACAAAUCACAAAAUAAAUUGCCGUGCGGCAGAGCGACAACAACAGCAGCCACACGCAAUACAUGGACAUCAUCAGCACGAUAUGUUCGGCCCGUUGCGCGCUGUCGGUCACCUGAUUUUCCCGCCCCUUGCAAAACAUUCCAGCCUCUUUCAUCUAUUCCAACCGAGCGUGUCCAGCAGCGUGGACACAACAACAACGACACGCAAAACGACUGCAAGUGCAACGGCAGCUGGCACAACGGCGGCAGCAGCGGUCGCGGCGGCCGCAACAAAAACUGCCGCCGCUGAAGCCGUUAUGACAACUACAUCACCAGCACAUAUUACAGCUAGGUCCACUGCAACCACUACCACACCCAGCGAGCGUGAAGCCACACAAACGAACAUCGCUUCGCGCGUCACUUCGGUUGAUGAGUCGAUUUUGACAACAGUCACCGAUUUAACAGAGCCCACGCCAACGCCACAGUCCAAAGCGCAGCCACCGCCUCCAACAAUAGCCACAAAAUUAGGUUAGGAAAUGAGAGGAGGAGUACUGAAUCGGGAGGCCCCUACUGCCUAGCCACUAGCGCUGGUAUACGUUUUCCAUAUUUUCUACUUUAUUUGUAUUUGUAUGAUUUUAUCAAUAAGUAAUUAUUAACUAAUGUUGCUAUAUGUGCAUAUAAGGUAUCUAUACGACUAAUUGUAUAAUUAUUUUAUAGUUAUCAACCAAUACUCAUUCUAAGUGUACUAGCGUUUUAUCUAGGUCUUAAAUAUUUAAUUACUAUGUACCUACAUAUGUAUGUUAGUAUAUAUAUCUACAUAUUAUUAUACACAUAGUAUAUAUUUGUAUGCAUGUAUUCAAUUUGAGUUUGAUAAGAAUUCGCCGAGAGCAAAUUAUUAAAAUAAUGCGACAAAAUAAAGCUUUUGUGUGGCAUUAAGUUUAAAACUAUACAUGUAGGUAUGUGUGUGUGGCUGACGUUAAAAUAUAGUUAACGCAAAUGUGAAUGCCGCCCAAUUUGAAAUAGCAAUUGAAUGUAUGGUAGCUCAGCAAAUGUUGGUAUUAUAUCCACCAAAGUCAACGGAGAGGUUAUACAAAAUAUCAAGUUCAAUUUUAAAUACACAUAACUGUCAAUUUGUUCAAUAAUAAAAUAUACUUUUUGAAAACUUAACGAAAC
Molecule: messenger RNA, 4523 nt
Organism: Bactrocera oleae (olive fruit fly)
Lineage: Eukaryota; Metazoa; Arthropoda; Insecta; Diptera; Tephritidae
Gene: AdoR
Product: Adenosine receptor
Biological process (GO): adenylate cyclase-activating G protein-coupled receptor signaling pathway; G protein-coupled adenosine receptor signaling pathway
Cellular component (GO): plasma membrane
Molecular function (GO): G protein-coupled receptor activity
Source: RefSeq, a predicted model, not a curated record